AUGAAACAACUAGGACCAGAAGGAAUAGGAUAUGAAGGGGUAGUUUCAACACAAUUCGGUUUGACAUUAGAACAAAUAUUAUUCGAACAAAGAUUACUUGUAGAACCAAUACCUGGUCAAGAGUUUCCAAUUAAAGAUAAUUUAACUAAUGCAAAUGGUUUAGGAAAAGAAACAAGGAAAAGAUCUUUAUCCGAUAUUUUGGAAACAACUACCAAGUUGAAUAACACAGAAUAUCCAAUAACCACACCAAUAAAUAACCUUUUCCCGAAUGUAACUAUUAAUUCAGGUAUAAUUACCCAACAAACAAUUAAAGAAAAUGUGACAAAACCAGAGUGCAACAACCGAAUCUAG
Macrosiphum euphorbiae (potato aphid) is the source of this 351-nucleotide messenger RNA. The record is from the annotation of a GenBank genome assembly. Lineage: Eukaryota; Metazoa; Arthropoda; Insecta; Hemiptera; Aphididae.